AUGUCCACCCGAGUCGCUAGCGACCAAGAUCGGCCUCGCAAUUCAAAGCAGCGGCGUAGGCGUACCCGGACUGGUUGCGAGCGAUGUCGAGUGCAGCGUCGCAAAUGUGACGAAGAAAAACCCCAGUGUGGGCGCUGCAACGCCGCCGACAUAAUAUGCAGAUAUGAGACGCGCAUAUCAUUUCUUGAUAAAAAUUCUCGGACAGUAUCAAGCGACGUCGUCCUGCCGCAAAACUCAUCUUCGGCAACUCGUGGAUACCCAGCUUUAGAGUUUGUUGUCAACAACUCUGAGGCCCGUUGGGAGGACGCAAGUUCCAAUCUUACGCCGAAUACUACAUAUCAUGCCGCGGAAAAACUAGGUCGUCCGAAACCAUUUGCAGAACUAUUAAUCGCAUCGACUCGAUAUUCGCAGCGCGAGAAUUCCGAGGUUGGUAGCCAACUAUCUCGAAACGAAGAUAUACAGGACCGAUCAUUAGAUCCACCGCAAAAUCUCAGUGUUUGGGAAGAGGAAAACGGUUGGCUCCUCUUUGGGCGCAGUUCAUUAUCGGACGACGAGGUUGAACUCUUGAAGCAUUACCUCCGUUAUGUUGCCCCUUGGCUCGACGUCUAUGACCAAAGCCAGACAUUUCAAUGUCUUCUCACUCAGUUGGCCAUGAAAUCACCAUGCGUGUUAGAGAGCCUACUGCAGCUCUCGGCGGCCUUUUCCGACCACCCGAUUGAAAUAAUUAGGCGCCGUGGCGUCGGACUUCUCCACAUUCGGGCCAUGUCGAAUCCACCUACAACAGAGUCAUCCUCCACAAGUCUUCGAAUAAUAGCAGUAUUCGCACUUGUGAGGACAGUUUUGUUCGUACAAGAUGUCCCAGACUUGUGGAAGCCCGGCUUUUAUGCCUCCCCUAGGUUUCAUAAGUUCGAGUUUGUUGAUAUGACUCAACGGCGCAUAUGGCUUGGCCUCUUUACCCUGAUCGCGAGACUGGGUAUGCAAUGCUUCCUUGACCAAAUCGCGCAUUCCCUCAUGAAUCAAACUGCACCUAUUAUGCUCUCCGAGUUUAUGCCACAGAUUUUAAACAUAUCGAAGACAUUUGUCGCGAGCGAGAAUAAGCCACAUGAGAUCUUACACGCUUGUCUCUGUUGUCUUAGCUUGCUUGCCGAUGCGAUGAAGUUCUGUUUGCCAAUUUCGGAAGCAGAAAAAGAUUUGGCGUCGUCUCAAUCUGUAUCGGAAGCGCCGACAGGUCCGUCUUGUAUUACGAGGAUCGGCAAACUCUUUGAUCAGCUACGAAUGUGGUGGACAAAUCGACCACCGCAGCUGCAGCCCUUGAUAGAAACCGAGGGUUGCGAUGCAACCUUUCCCACCAUCGCCUUUGCGAGUGGCGCUGGCAUAUCAUCGAAUAUUCUCUACCACACGGCUAUGUUCUUGCUUCUUAAAAAUAGAUGGCGAUUGACACCCCUCUUUGAAUCGAGCGGAAGCACUGUGCUAGAUGAAAUCCAAACAUCGCCCAUAUGGCACGCACGACAAGUAUGUGGCAUCGCGAUGAAUAGCGAACCCGAACACACUAAAUGUUGGGACCCCAGUACCAUGGCCGCACUCCGGCUUAUGGCGCGACAAAUGACGCAUCCUUCACAACAAAAAGAAAUAACGACAUGGUUUAACCGUGUUAAAAAGGCUGGCUGGCAUAUCGAUAGCUUAAUUCAUAGGUUGCACGACGAAUGGGGUGCAAGCUCUGAUUCUUCGGAGUUUCGUGCCCCUAUUGAGAACCCCAGAGACCUCGAGGGGGACUUUAGAAAGCCCCGCAAAGAUGUUGAACCGGAUAGCGACAUCGUCUUGGCGUAACGACAUGAGAGGAUCGCAAUUUAACUCGUUCAAUGUUACUUCUACCUGCAGUAUAAGCCGUUGUGCAAUGAGAUCUUCAUCCAACUAUCGAACGCCUCUCAUUUCAUUAAAUAUGUCUAUUCGGAAAGAUGCAGCGGAGUAGGACGAACCUUGGUAGAUAAGUCCGAACCCCUUAUGUACCUAGGCACCUAUGUUACGUAGAAACAAAUGUUCGCUGGCUAAAUUCCAGGGCGUGAAUUUCCGGGUCCUAUGUCGGAGAUAUCGGGUCGGAGAUCGAAAAAUAGGGGGUUGGGAAUAUGACACACACCUUACCUAAUUUAGUUUAAUCGAGUUUUUGCGGGCGCGAUGGCGUAUCUAACCUAACCUAACC
Messenger RNA from Hypoxylon trugodes, 2197 nucleotides. RefSeq lists its product as uncharacterized. Lineage: Eukaryota; Fungi; Ascomycota; Sordariomycetes; Xylariales; Hypoxylaceae. The coding region runs from base 1 to 1827 and encodes 608 amino acids. Gene Ontology annotation, cellular component: nucleus. Gene Ontology annotation, biological process: positive regulation of transcription by RNA polymerase II. Gene Ontology annotation, molecular function: transcription cis-regulatory region binding; DNA-binding transcription factor activity, RNA polymerase II-specific; zinc ion binding. The record is from RefSeq and is a predicted model, not a curated record. The transcript is spliced from 5 exons.